This is a messenger RNA of Gossypium arboreum, 1720 nucleotides long. Its product is annotated as probable plastidic glucose transporter 3. Gene Ontology annotation, molecular function: hexose transmembrane transporter activity. Gene Ontology annotation, biological process: monosaccharide transmembrane transport. Lineage: Eukaryota; Viridiplantae; Streptophyta; Magnoliopsida; Malvales; Malvaceae. Gene Ontology annotation, cellular component: membrane. The record is from RefSeq and is a predicted model, not a curated record.
AUGAGCCCCAUGAUGCAUGUCUUUCACGUAUUGCAUGAUAACAACAUUCUUCAUAACAACCUGCCAUAUUAUGCUAACAGACAAGAGGAAUUCGCUAAUAAAUGUCCUCUCAACGAUGAAGAAUUAACAUCUGAGAGUUUUGCGUUCCGUUCUGGGGAGAGUGUUUAUAAUAGCGUCGAAAUGCGGGGACGACAUGUCGAUUCUUAUUCCAUGUACAAGCGUGGUACCAGAGACCACGUAAUCAAUACCUAUAACUAUGACAAAGAACAAGUACGAUUGCUGAGUGGAGUGGGGAAAGAUAUUGGAAACCCGUCUUGGAAACGAUCAUUCCUACUCCUGGCAGCCUUAUCUUCCUUCUUAUUUGGUUAUCAUCUUGGAGUAGUUAAUGAAACACUAGAGAGUAUGUCACAUGACCUUGGUUUUCAUGGGGAUACCAUGGCUGAAGGUCUGGUUGUAAGUACAUGUUUAGGGGGUGCCUUUGUUGGAUCGCUGUUCAGUGGUUUGAUCGCAGAUGGGGUUGGGCGUCGUAGGGCAUUCCAGCUGUGUGCUUUACCUUUGAUAAUUGGAUCUUCAAUGAGUGCAACGGCAAAAAACCUUUGGGGCAUGCUUCUAGGGUGGUUAUUUGUUGGGACUGGAAUGGGUAUUGGCCCGCCUGUCACAGCUCUUUACGUGGCAGAGGUUUCUCCUGCUUAUGUAAGAGGUACAUAUGGAAGCUGUAGUCAACUUGCAACAUGCUUAGGAUUGAUGGGUGCUCUAUUUAUCGGGUUCCCUGCUAAGCAAAUUGAGGGUUGGUGGCGCAUGUGUUUCUGGGCGUCUGUUGCUCCUGCUGCUCUACUUACUCUUUUUCUGGAGUUUUCUGUAGAAAGUCCCCAUUGGCUUUUCAAGAGAGGAAGAGGUGCUGAUGCUGAAGCUGAGUUUGAGAAACUUUUGGGAGGACCAUAUGUCAAGAGUGCAAUGGCUAAAUUGUCAAAGUCACAAAGAGGGGAUGAGGCUGAUACAGUCAAGCUCUCGGAGCUAUUUUAUGGCCGUCAUCGCAAAGUUGUUUUCAUGGGAUCUUCCCUUUUUGCUUUACAACAGCUCUCUGGUAUAAAUGCUGUUUUCUAUUUCUCAUCGACUGUCUUUAAAAGUGCUGGUGUACCCUCAGAGUCUGCAAACAUAUGUGUGGGAAUUGCCAAUUUGUUAGGAUCACUUUUUGCAUUGGUUUCAAUGGAUAAACUGGGAAGGAAGGCUCUCCUCAUUGCAAGUUUUUCAGGCAUGGCAGUGGCUAUGACUAUUCAGGCAACUUCCGCUAGUUCCUUAGUCUCAGGCAGCAGUGUAAUUUAUCUCUCUGUUGGAGGCAUGCUGUUGUUUGUCUUGACCUUUGCUAUGGGUGCUGGACCGGUGCCUGGUCUCCUCCUAUCAGAAAUGUUUCCUAGUCGGGCUAGGCCUAAGGCGAUGUCAGUUUGCAUGGCUGUCCACUGGAUGAUAAAUUCCUUAGUGGGUCUGUUGUUUUUGCGAUUACUGGAGCUGCUUGGACCGUUAGUCCUGAAUACAAUUUUCGCCACCUUCUGUUUGCUGGCUGUAAUAUUUGUAAAGAAAAAUGUGUUGGAAACUAAAGGAAAAUCACUUCAAGAUAUUGAAAUUGCACUUCUUCCACCAGUAUAGAGGUUUCAGUUUCUUGUAGAAAAUUUGAUAUUCCAUAUAGUAUUAAUAAUGAGUUAGCAUAAAUUAUUUUAUUUUA